AUGGCAAAAUUUAUCGCAACUAUUAAGGCAAUAAUAACGCGCUUGGUUUUUGCACUACACGGGUUUGUUGCCAUUUGGCAAGUGACGAUUUUUAAGAAAAAUUAUUUUUAUUGGUACUUGAGUUCACCGAUUUUGUUGCUAUUUUUCGAAGGGAUAUUCACCCUCACCAUUAAGGAAAAUCAAGAGUGGAAGUGGUUCUGCCCUUCUGUUUUUCUUUAUUUGGCAAGCAUAGUCCCUGCAAUUUGGCUCUUGGAACUGGACAAAGUCGAUCGUCGAUUAAGAGUUAAAGAAGAGACAUUUAACUUAACUUCAACGGCAAAUUUAAAAGAGUUAAAUAGCCUAAUUGGGGUCCAAAUAAAACUGCCUGAAAUCCCUCUAAGCACCGAAACGUGGAUUACUCUAAUUGAACAAUUUUUAAUGCUAAUUCUUAUAAUUGGGCGUUGGAUGUUACCUAAAGGUGACUUAACUCGAGACCAACUAAGUCAGUUGCUUCUGGUUUACAUUGGAACGGCUGCCGACAUCAUAGAGUUUUUUGAUUCUUUCAAAGACGAUAAAAUCGCCUCGGAACCGCUUUUAGUAUUGUUAACACUGGGAAUUUGGUCAUGGAGUCUGAUGCAGUUUACUGUUGUUUUGACGGCAACRAAAUCAAGAAAAUCCCGGCUUACGUCGACUGGUUCUAUAAUUAAUCAGUCCGACAGUUGCUGUACUAUAGAUGUGUGGGGAAUUGCACUCAAUAUCACGUUGCAAGAUGCUCCAUUUUUGGUGUUUCGCCUUUUAUUAAUAACGCAUUUCCAAAUUAUUUCCUACAUGAAUGUGUUUUUCACGUGCAAGAACACUCUGGUUAUACUUUUGCAACUUUAUAGACUUUACGUYGUUUACAGCGAGCAUGGGAAACGGCGGCGACCAAAAAACGAUUUCGAAUUGACCAAUAUUUCAAUUAUUUCAAAACCCGAUAUGUACGGAGGCAGAAAAAAAUACAGAGAGAGAAUUAAACCGAAGAAAAAUCGACCAAAAAAAGUGCUUUCCGAAGAGUCGGUAGAUUCAAGUGAGGAUUCUUCCGGUGACAAAAAGAAAAAAAUCAAAAAUUGUCGCAAAGACACGGGAUACUCAACUGGGAGUUCCCACACAAGUGCUCGAGGUCACAAAGGCCGGAACAAGAAAUCAAAAAGUCGGGAAAAUUCUUCCGAGAAUAAGAAAAUGAAAAAACUCAAACGUUCUGAUCAAGAAACCAAAGGCAAAAGGCGACUCGAAGAAGCAUUUUCUGAAGAAAGCGAAAGUGACCUGUCGCCGGUUGAGAAGAAAGAAGAAAAACGGACAAAGAAAGUCCGAAGUUAUGAAAAAGAACCGACAAUUUCGGUGUCUACAAGUGACGCGUCAUCAGAAUGACGCCAUCAAUUGGCCAUAAUGGCUAUAUUUUGCCUCUACCUCUUUAUUUUUAUAUGCUGUCUAUUUUUUAUAUAUUGCGGAAUUAAUUCCGAAGGAUUAGUCAUAGCCAAAGUUUAUAAGAAGAAUAAAACUCAUCACUGAGAAAUUGUAGCAGAAACUGAAGUGUUAUUAGGUUUUGUGAUAGAUGCAGUAAAACUCGUAAAUAUUUAAAGAAAAAAUUAUUUUGAAUAAUGAAAAAUAACAAUUCUAUUUAACACAUCACAUUUUUAGCUUUAACUAUGUUAAGAAUUUCAUUAAA
Messenger RNA from Tribolium madens (black flour beetle), 1684 nucleotides. RefSeq names its product transmembrane protein 26. The coding region runs from base 1 to 1386 and encodes 461 amino acids. The record is from RefSeq and is a predicted model, not a curated record. The transcript is spliced from 7 exons. NCBI's taxonomy places the organism in Eukaryota, Metazoa, Arthropoda, Insecta, Coleoptera, Tenebrionidae.